UAAAAGCCCAUUAUCAGCAUCGAGCCCAUAUGUGAAGCCGACUAUUAUUGCCAUUUACUUCUUCUUAUUCGCCUCUCCAUAUUUCGUCCCUCAUCACCUGAAACCCUAGAUUCCGCUGGAAAAGAAUUUCCUUCUAAAACAAAUCUUUGAUAAAGAUUUGUGAAGAUUUAGCUUCUGUGUUCCUAUUCUCCGAUCUGAUCUAGAUUACUUCAGUUGGGAGAGUCUUGCAACAUUUUUGUUGUCUAUGGCAUCUCUGGAUAUGGCUUUGGAUGAUGUGAUUAAGAAGAGCCGGAGAAAUAAUGAAAAACCAGGCCAAGGCAGGCUCCGUCGUGGAAGAGGGCCAAUAGGGUCAUCCAGAGCUGGACGACCAUUUGGUGGAUUUGGGCCUCCUCGCAGAAAUCCACUUGGAGUAAAUGCUCGAUCGUCAUCCUUUGCAACUGCCAAGGCAAGCUCAAAAUUGUGGAUGCCUUAUGAAAUACAUAGACAAUCUGAUAUGCUGUAAUAAUUCACAAGAAGGUUUAUAAGCAUGAAUUUGAGAGGUUUUGCCACAGUAUUUGGCCCUGGGAGAUGGCCACAGUUCCUCAGCAAGGAAAUACUGCUGUUAUAUUCCAGAAAAAUGCUCUAAGCACCUGAUUGUUCAUCUGAUCUUCUCGGUUUUUGUUGAGGAUUCUGCGAUUAACAUAUGUCAAAAGCAGGAUAUUUGGUGGAAUUUUGCUUAGAAUCUUAUGUCGAGGAGCUUGUUUGAAAACCUAAGAACUUUCACCAAUUUAAUACCCACUAAUAUUUUAAGGCUUGACCUUGUUAGCAGCCUUUAUUGAUAAAUAUUUAAUCAAGAUCUCUCUAGUGGACCACAAUCAAAUAUAAGAGGGGGAGUUUAUGAUGGAUCUCAAUUGUCUUGUGGUGGCUACCAUUGUAAUACUCUUGUAUCACGUUGAGACAAGUUGUCGGUCAUAUUUCAGUUCAAGGCGUCCUGCAGAGGUGAAUUCCUAUGUUGAACUUGAGAACUGGUCUAUGACCUUGCACAUGGAACUAGCUAGCAUUAUGUGGCGGAAAAUCUGAUUACUGAGUAGAUUAAAUAUGUACCUCGGAUUUCGAUUGUUUGAGAUUUACCAUCUGAUUUCUUCCUGGAACUUUGCUGAUGCCCUACUUUAACUUGAAAGAGCAGUAAAAUAUUAUUUUCUGGUCAUAUGCUGACAUCAGUUUAUACGAUCUCGUUCUUUGUUUUGGUUUGUUUGCAUCAGUCCAUCCGCAGACCCAGGCCUCUACCGUGGCAUACUGGUUUGUUUGAAGAUAGUCUUAAAUCUGCUGGUAUAUCGGGGUUGGAAGCUGGUACAAAGCUAUAUAUUUCCAACUUGGACUUUGGGGUGACCAAUGAAGAUAUAAGGGAGCUGUUUUCGGAAAUUGGAGAGUUGGUUCGAUAUGCAAUUCACUUCGACAAAGAUGGGCGUCCAAGUGGUACAGCAGAGGUGGUUUUUGCUAGAAAAACAGACGCACUUCAAGCAUUUAAGCGAUAUAACAAUGUUCAGCUGGAUGGAAGGCCUAUGAAGAUAGACAUAAUAGGUGCCAAUGCGGAGAUCCCCAUUUCACCUCGUUUUAAUGUUAGCGGACCAAAUGGAAAGAAGAGGACAGUUGUCAUGACUCCUGGACCUGGCCGUUCUAGAGGUGGCUUUGCAGCGGCUAAUCACAAUUCUGUGCAAAGAAAUCGUGGUGGCCCAAGCAAUGUCCAAAGUGGUGGCAGCAGCCGUAGAGGUGGCGGCAGACGUGGCCGUGGUGCAAGGAGAAAGAGAACUGUUAAAAAAUCGGCUGAUGAACUUGACAAGGAGCUCGAGAGCUAUCAUGCUGAUGCCAUGCAGUCUUAAUGGGUUUGCGCUUUAAAAGUUGAGUUCUGUUGAGAAUCUGUGUACAAAGUCUUGUGGGAUGCUAACUGCUGUUAUCGUUUGGUUUGUGCUUUUUGUGACUGAUGGGCGUGUUUAUUUGGUUUUUCGACUGCAAUUGUAGACUUUCAGUGCAUCAUGGGUAGAUGGAUUAUGUGAUGAUCAUAUUAUGGUGCAGUUCCGUUUGAUCUAUUCUCUUGGCCACUUUCUACCUUGCUCAGUCAUAUUCCCAUAUUGUUGAUAGGGAACUGGCUAUGCUUUCCUUUGAAUUUUUUUCUUGUUUGUCUAUUGAGACUUGUGUCAGGUGCUGGGCUUCAUCUAAAUUUAGAUAUGGCAUAGUUUAUCAUUGAACUUGUCAAUGGAGAUAGAUAUAUGAAUAAUAGCAGGGACAAAGGAUACUAGGAUAGUAUUC
Striga asiatica is the source of this 2286-nucleotide messenger RNA. NCBI's taxonomy places the organism in Eukaryota, Viridiplantae, Streptophyta, Magnoliopsida, Lamiales, Orobanchaceae. The record is from the annotation of a GenBank genome assembly.